CCAGCCCGAGCCCUGUCAUUGUAAGUUUGUGAGUGUGUUUUCAUUUGCACGGAAACCUUUCAGGAUGAAAGUUGGAAUAGUGGCUUUGGUAGCUGGUCUCAUCGGUGGAGUUGGGAUCCUACUGUUUUUUACUGCAUUUGGGACAGAUUAUUGGCUCCUGGCAACAGAAAACUGUGGGGUCAUCGAUGAAAGCAUUUCUCCAGCAGAGAAUAUAAGUGACCCCAGGAUACCCACCCUGUACUUUCACCACGAAGGCUUCUUUUGGCGGUGCUGGUUUAAUGGGGAUGAAGUUGAGGAGACCAUUUGGAACUUUUGGUUCACAAGCCAAACACAUCCCAAGCACUGUAUCCAUGGCUAUCUGUUCCCAAUGCCGAUCGCUCCAGGACCUGUCCCGCAUCCGUCCUAUGACCCAACAGCAGUGUAUCGAGGAUUCUGGACGGCGUUUAUAACUCUAGCUGUUGCUGCCAGUCUGGUGGGGAUCCUGCUUUUGGUGUGUGCCGUUCCCUUUGUGACUGCUCACCUCUAUAAAGAAGGGGGUGGCUUCCUCCUCACUGCUGGAGGCUUGCUCGCUCUACUUAUCCUUCUCUUUGUCAUGUGGAAGGAGUUUGCCGCUGAUCUGCCGAAAUAUAUUCUCUUAGAAAGAAGUCAGAAUUGCCUGCCCGAUACUCAUGUAUAUGCGUAUUAUGGAUGGUCCUUUAUGUUUGCCGCAGCCGGGACACCCUUGGUCCUGCUCUCUGGUCUCCUGUUCCUUUGCAUCGGCCGGAGCAUUCGUGUAGAAGAAAAAUAAAUAAGGAAACUAGAAGUAUAUUAAAGAAGAUUCCUCAGUGUAGAUCUGGGCACAAAACAAUUCAGAUAAAGGACAUUUCAUGUCUAUAUUCAUAAGCAACCAGCUGUGCAGAGCCGAUUAAGAGCAACAAACCUUCAUUGCAAUUCUCGUCACGGAAAAAAAAUGGGAUAAAUAAAAUGCACGCCUGGCUGCCGAUGGCAGAGUUUUAAAAUAUUUUCAUGAUAGCGCACGUACUGUAUGUAUAUAUAUAUAUAUUUCUUCUGAAAGACGCAGUUUUUGAUAGGUUUAAGUUUAUUCUGAACUUUCAAUAAUAUGUCAAGAAAUCAAAUAAAAUGACUGAUACUA
This is a messenger RNA of Pelobates fuscus (common spadefoot toad), 1132 nucleotides long. RefSeq names its product transmembrane protein 182-like. The coding region runs from base 65 to 787 and encodes 240 amino acids. Gene Ontology annotation, cellular component: membrane. The record is from RefSeq and is a predicted model, not a curated record. The transcript has 5 exons. NCBI's taxonomy places the organism in Eukaryota, Metazoa, Chordata, Amphibia, Anura, Pelobatidae.